Molecule: messenger RNA, 10236 nt
Organism: Xenopus laevis (African clawed frog)
Lineage: Eukaryota; Metazoa; Chordata; Amphibia; Anura; Pipidae
Exons: 57
Coding region: 1-9939 (3312 amino acids)
Source: RefSeq, a predicted model, not a curated record
AUGACUGUUGCUUUGCUGCCUCCAGAUUAUGAUGAUAUUGGAGGGCUUAAAGAUAACCAAAUGCCUUUGGUUUAUAGAGAUUCAUUUUCAGAUAAGCUUGUUCCAUCUGAUUAUGAUGAUGUUGAAGAGAGUAAAAUGUGCUCCAAAGGAAACAAGAAACUCAGACUACGGAAUGGUGCAAGUCCAUGUGAAGGCAGAGUAGAGGUUUAUCUCCAGGGAGAGUGGGGUACAGUGUGCAGCGCUGGCUGGGAUAACAAAGAUGCUGAUGUGGUUUGCAGACAGUUGGGAUGUGGUCGUGCCGUCUGUUUUACUACUUGGACACCUCGUGGUUCAGGUACCGGGAGGAUUUGGUUGGAUGAUGUACGGUGCCGAGGAACUGAAUCCUAUCUAUGGGACUGUAAUUCCCGCCCAGGGGGGAACAUCUGUGGUCAUAAUCGGGAUGCAGGAGUAAUCUGCUCAGGAAACAAGAACCUCAGACUACGGAAUGGUGCAAGUCCAUGUGACGGCAGAGUAGAGAUUUAUCAGCAGGAAGAGUGGGGUACAGUGUGCAGCAGUCACUGGGAUAACAAUGAUGCUGAUGUGGUUUGCAGACAGUUGGGAUGUGGCCGUGCCAUCAAUGUUACUACUGGGGCACAUCAUGGUGCAGGUACCGGGAGGAUUUGGUUGGAUAAUGUACGGUGCAGAGGAACUGAAUCCUAUCUAUGGGACUGUAAUUCCCGCCCAGGGGAGAACAACUGUGGUCAUGAUGAAGAUGCAGGAGUAAUCUGCUCAGGAAACAAGAACCUCAGACUACGGAAUGGUGCAAGUCCAUGUGAAGGAAGAGUAGAGGUUUAUCUCCAAGGAGAGUGGGGUACAGUGUGCAGCGCUGGCUGGGAUAACAAUGCUGCUGAUGUGGUUUGCAGACAGUUGGGAUGUGGCCGUGCCAUCAGUGCUACUACUGGGGCACAUCAUGGUGCAGGUACCGGGAGGAUUUGGUGGGAAGUAGUACGGUGCAGAGGAAAUGAAUCCUAUCUAUGGGACUGUGAUUCCGUACCAGGGGGGAUAUUUGCCUGUGGUCAUAAUGAAGAUGCAGGAGUGAUCUGCUCAGAUCAUACAGAAUUCAAAUGGGUAGAAGGACACAGCACUUGCUCAGGGUAUCUAGAGGUGGAACAUGGAAUCAAUUUGGCCUCAGUGUGUGAGUUGGAUGAUGAGCUGAGAGUGGCCAAUGUUAUCUGCAGGCAAAUGGAUUGUGGGAUUGCAGUAACACCACCAGUGAUGCCAAAUUCCCUCAAGUGGAGAGAGGAAAUCUGGACUGGGGAAAUCAAGUGUGUUGGAAAUGAGACCAAUAUAAGAAACUGUCUCUGGACUGACAGUUCUGAGAAAAACUGCAGUAACCCAAAUCCUCCAUCCAUACAUUGUACAUACAAAGACCACAGGAUAGUGAAUGGCAGUGAGAGUUGCUCAGGGAGAGUGGAGCUGGAGCGUGUAGGACAAUGGAGGUCUCUGUGCAACUCACACUGGGAUUUACACGCUGCUAAUGUCUUGUGUCGGCAACUCAACUGCGGCACUGCAGUCUCAAUUCCACAUGAGAACAUAUUUGGGACAAAUAAUCUUAUAUGGACUGAUAAAUUUCACUGCAAGGGAACUGAGUCCCACCUAGCUGAGUGUCCUUACACUGCCCUGGGGAACAGUCAUUGCCCACAUACUGAUACAGCAGCUGUUAUAUGUACUGGGAGAAAUGAAACACUGCGACUGAUGGGAGGAGAGAACCACUGUGAAGGGAGACUGGAAGUUCUACACAAUAACACCUGGCACAGAGUUUAUGGCAGUGAGUGGGACAUUAAGGAGGCUCAGGUUGUAUGUAGAGAGUUACACUGUGGAGAAGCUGUAAGUGCUUUCACCUCUGAGGCACAACUACCUGACAGCAGCCAUGUUAUAUGGGAGAGAAUCAAGUGCAAUGGAAAUGAGAGUCAGUUAAAUGAUUGUGCUGGGACACUGGAAUCUUCUGCAGGACAAGACUGUGACCACAAGAAAGAAGUUCAAGUUGUCUGCUCAGAUAGCCGGAGGGUACGGCUGGUUGAUGGUCGAGGUCGAUGUGCUGGCAGAGUGGAGGUCUAUCAUCAUGGAGAAUGGGGAACAGUUUGUGAUGAUUUAUGGGAUGGAGAAGAUGCUAAUGUGGUUUGCAGACAGUUGAGGUGUGGACAUGCCAUCAGUACAACCAACACAUUUCAUGAAAGAGGAACUGGAAAAAUUUGGAUGGAUGACCUGAAGUGUUUAGGAAAUGAAACUUCUCUGUUGGAUUGUCCUUCCAGCCCUUGGGGUCAGCACAACUGUGGACAUAAGGAGGAUGCAGAUGUUAUAUGUUCAGAAUUCACUGAUCUCCGUUUGGUUGGAGGAACCCAUGAAUGUGAAGGACGGGUUGAAGUCUAUUACAAUGGAAGCUGGUCAUCUGUCUGUAACAAUGGAAUGAAGGAAAUUACUAUUUCUGUUAUCUGCAACCAGCUAAACUGUGGAGUGAGUGGAACAUUUGCUUCUCUCUUUGAAUAUGGUGAAGCAGAAGGUCCCUUCCUAUUGGACAACAUCGAGUGCCGGAAAUAUGAUGCAACUCUGUGGCAGUGUCCUUCAAAUCCUUGGACCAGAAACACAUGCAAUAAAGCAGAGGUGGCAAACAUCAAGUGUUCUGGAAAAAGACUUUAUAAAGCUAUAAGAGAUCCUAAUAGCUGCCCAACAUCUGAGAACUGUACAGAUUCAGACAGGGUACGUCUCGUUGGAGGGCAGGACAAUUGCUCUGGCAGAGUAGAAGUGUUUUUCCAGGGAUCCUGGGGAACGGUGUGUGAUGACUCCUGGGACAUGAAGGAUGCAGAAGUGGUGUGUAAGCAGUUGGACUGUGGCUCAGCUAUCAAUGUCACUGGUGAGGACAUGGUUGGAAAUGGGACUGGGCCCAUCUGGUUAGAUGAGGUGACCUGCAAAGGCCAUGAACAGGCGCUGCAAGAUUGUCCCUCUGUGCGCUGGAAUAGAAGUGACUGUCACCACAAAGAGGAUGCUGGGGUCUCAUGCACUGGAAAAAAAGAAAGUGUGCCUACAACUGCACUGCCUUUUACUACAGGGCAGUCUACCUCAGCAACCUCUCGCACCAGUAUUAAGUAUGUUUCUAGCAACAUCCCCAUCAUCGCCUGCAUUGUUUUGGCAAUACUUUUGGGUAUGGCAAUAAUGGUUGUUUGGGCUCUAGUGAGAAAUCUGUACUGGUACAAAAAGGUUCUUGAGGACCGACCCGAUUCUUUACUGUCUCCUGCCUUCCCUAUUUAUGAGGAGAUUAAUUUUGAUAUGGAUGGAUUUGAGAAGGUUCUCUCUGAAGGAUCAGACUCCAUUGUGGACACCGCAGAUCAGAAGUUGGAAUAUUACACAAGUGCCACUGAAGACAAAAACAAUGUGAUAUCAGAUACAGAAGCAUCAACUGACAAACAGUUAAAUGACUAUGAUGACAGAGAAGAGAAUGAGGAGAACAAAGGGGCAUUGGUUCCUGGAAGCCAAGAAUAUGGAUAUGAUGAUGCAGGAUCAUUGAAUGAACGGCUUACAGCAGAAGACUAUGAUGAUAAUGCAGAUCCAGAAAUGGAUGACAUUCCAUUCAUGUCUGAUGAUGGAAACCUUCCACAGAACCUGCAGUCAGACUGUGGAUAUGAUGAUGCAGAAAUCCAGUCUCCAGUCGCAGAGAAUACAGCAAAUGGACUGCACCAUCCUCCUUCAAUAUCUGUCAACUGUGAUUAUGAUGACACAGACUUGGGAACCCAUGAGAUACUAAAAACAAGUGAGAAGCAAGCACUAAAAACUUUGGAGAAUGAUAGAUCUAUUGUCAUCCGUUCUGCAGCUAAGGGUGGAAUGGUGGUUGUCCUCAACUAUGAGGACUACAAACAAGAAGCCAUACGGCAAUUAUCAGAGACUCGAAACAAGAACCUUAAACUACAGAAUGGUGCAAGUCCAUGUGAAGGCAGAGUAGAGGUUUAUCUCCGGGGAGAGUGGGGUACAGUGUGCAGCAUUGGCUGGGAUAACGAUGAUGCUGGUGUGGUUUGCAGACAGAGGAGAUGUGGCCAUGCCGUCCGUGCUACUACUGGGGCACAUCAUGGUGCAGGUACCGGGAGGAUUUGGUGGGAUGCAGUACGGUGCCAAGGAACUGAAUCCUAUCUAUGGGACUGUGAUUCCGCACCAGGGGGGACAUAUUCCUGUGGUCAUAAUCUGGAUGCAGGAGUAAUCUGUUCAGAUCAUACAGAAUUCAAAUGGGUAGAAGGACACAGCACUUGCUCAGGGCAUCUAGAGAUGGAACAUGGAAUCAAUUUGGCCUCAGUGUGUGAGUUGGAUGAUGAGCUGAGAGUGGCCAAUGUUAUCUGCAGGCAGCUGGAUUGUGGGAUUGCAGUAACACCACCAGUGAUGACAAAUUCUCUCAAGUGGAGAGAGGAAAUCUGGACUGGGGAAAUCAAGUGUGUUGGAAAUGAGACCAAUAUAAGAAACUGUCCCUGGACUGACAGAUUUGAGAAAAACUGCAGUAACCCAAAUCCUCCAUCCAUACAUUGCAUAGGUACAUACAAUGACUACAGGAUAGUGAAUGGCAGUGAGAGUUGCUCAGGGAGAGUGGAGCUGGAGCGUGUAGGGCAAUGGAGGUCUCUGUGCAACUCACACUGGGAUUUACAUGCUGCUAAUGUCUUGUGUCGGCAACUCAACUGCGGCACUGCCGUCUCAAUUCCACAUGGGAACAUAUUUGGCACAAAUAAUCUUAUAUGGACGGAUAAAUUUCACUGCAAGGGAACUGAGUCCCACCUAGCUGAGUGUCCUUACACUGCCCUGGGGAACAGUCAUUGCCCACACACUGAUACAGCAGCUGUUAUAUGUACUGGGAGAAAUGAAACACUGCGACUGAUGGGAGGAGAGAACCACUGUGAAGGGAGACUGGAAGUUCUACACAAUGACACCUGGCACAGAGUUUAUGGCAGUGAGUGGGGCAUUAAGGAGGCUCAGGUUGUAUGUAGAGAGUUACACUGUGGAGAAGCUGUAAGUGCUUUCACCUCUGAGGCACAACUACCUGACAGCAGCCAUGUUAUAUGGGAGAGAAUCAAGUGCAAUGGAAAUGAGAGUCAGUUAAAUGAUUGUGCUGGGACACUGGAAUCUUCUGCAGGACAAGACUGUGACCACAAGAAAGAAGUUCAAGUUGUCUGCUCAGUUUACAUUUUGCUGCUUACUAUAGAUAGCAGGAGGGUACGGCUGGUUGAUGGCCGAGGUCGAUGUGCUGGCAGAGUGGAGGUCUAUCAUCAUGGAGAAUGGGGAACAGUUUGUGAUGAUUUAUGGGAUGCAGAAGAUGCUAAUGUGGUUUGCAGACAGUUGAGGUGUGGACAUGCCAUCAGUAUAAGUGACACAUUUCAUGAAAGAGGAACUGGGAAGAUUUGGAUGGAUGACCUGAAGUGUUUAGGAAAUGAAACUUCUCUGUUGGAUUGUCCUUCCAGCCCUUGGGGUCAGCACAACUGUGGACAUAAGGAGGAUGCAGGUGUUAUAUGUUCAGAAUUCACUGAUCUCCGUUUGGUUGGAGGAACCCAUGAAUGUGAAGGACGGGUUGAAGUCUAUUACAAUGGAAGCUGGACAUCUGUCUGUAACAAUGGAAUGAAGGAAAUUACUAUUUUUGUUAUAUGCAACCAGCUAAACUGUGGAGUAAAUGGAAAAUUUGCUUCUCUCUAUGAAUAUGGUGAAGCAGAAGGUCCCUUCCUAUUGGACAACAUCGAGUGCCGGAAAUAUGAUGCAACUCUGUGGCAGUGUCCUUCAAAACCUUGGACCAGAAACACAUGCAAUAAAGCAGAGGUGGCAAACAUCAAGUGUUCUGGACACAGACAUUAUAAAGCUAUAACAGAUUUAAAUAGCUGCCCAACAUCUGAGAACUGUACAGAUUCAGACAGGGUACGUCUCGUUGGAGGGCAGGACAAUUGCUCUGGCAGAGUAGAAGUGUUUUUCCAGGGAUCCUGGGGAACGGUGUGUGAUGACUCCUGGGACAUGAAGGAUGCAGAAGUGGUGUGUAAGCAGUUGGACUGUGGCUCAGCUAUCAAUGCCACUGGUGAGGACAUGGUUGGAAAUGGGACUGGGCCCAUCUGGUUAGAUGAGGUGACCUGCAAAGGCCAUGAACAGGCGCUGCAAGAUUGUCCCUCUGUGCGCUGGAAUAGAAGUGACUGUCACCACAAAGAGGACGCUGGGGUCUCAUGCACUGGAAAAAAAGAAAGUGUGUCUACAACUGCACUGCCUUUUACUACAGGGCAGUCUACCUCAGCAACCUCUCGCACCAGUAUUAAGUAUGUUUCUAGCAACAUCCCCAUCAUCGCCUGCAUUGUUUUGGCAAUACUUUUGGGUAUGGCAAUAAUGGUUGUUUGGGCUCUAGUGAGAAAUCUGUACUGGUACAAAAAGGUUCUUGAGGACCGACCCGAUUCUUUACUGUCUCCUGCCUUCCCUAUUUAUGAGGAGAUUAAUUUUGAUAUGGAUGGAUUUGAGAAGGUUCUCUCUGAAGCAUCAGACUCCAUUGUGGACACCACAGAUCAGAAGCUGGAAUAUUACACAAGUGCCACUGAAGACAAAAACAAUGUGAUAUCAGAUACAGAAGCAUCAACUGACAAACAGUUAAAUGACUAUGAUGAUAUAGAAGAGAAUGAGGAGAACAAAGGGGCAUUGGUUCCUGGAAGCCAAGGAUCAUUGAAUGAACGGCUUACAGCAGAAGACUAUGAUUAUAAUGCAGAUCCAGAAAUGGAUGACAUUCCAUUCAUGUCUGAUGAUGGAAACCUUCCACAGAACCUGCAGUCAGACUAUGGAUAUGAUGAUGCAGAAAUCCAGUCUCCAGUCACACAGAAUACAGCAAAUGGACUGCACCAUCCUCCUUCAAUAUCUGUCAACUGUGAUUAUGAUGACACAGACUUGGGAAACAAUAAACUCAGACUACGGAAUGGUGCAAGUCCAUGUGAAGGCAGAGUAGAGGUUUAUCUCCAGGAAGAGUGGGGUACAGUGUGCAGCAGACAUUACUGGGAUAAUAAAGCUGCUGAUGUGGUUUGCAGACAGAGGAGAUGUGGCCGUGCUGUCCGUGCUACUAGCGACGCACAUCAUGGUGCAGAUCAUACAGCAUUCAAAUGGGUAGAAGGACACAGCACUUGCUCAGGGCAUCUAGAGAUGGAACAUGGAAUCAAUUUGGCCUCAGUGUGUGAGUUGGAUGAUGAGCUGAGAGUGGCCAAUGUUAUCUGCAGGCAGCUGGAUUGUGGGAUUGCAGUAACACCACCAGUGAUGACAAAUUCCCUCAAGUGGAGAGAGGAAAUCUGGACUGGGGAAAUCAAGUGUGUUGGAAAUGAGACCAAUAUAAGAAACUGUCCCUGGACUGACAGAUUUGAGAAAAACUGCAGUAACCCAAAUCCUCCAGCCAUACAUUGCAUAGGUACAUACAAAGACCACAGGAUAGUGAAUGGCAGUGAGAGUUGCUCAGGGAGAGUGGAGCUGAAGCGUGUAGGACAAUGGAGGUCUCUGUGCAACUCACACUGGGAUUUACACGCUGCUAAUGUCUUGUGUCGGCAACUCAACUGCGGCACUGCCGUCUCAAUUCCACAUGGGAACAUAUUUGGGACAAAUAAUCUUAUAUGGACUGAUAAAUUUCACUGCAAGGGAACUGAGUCCCACCUAGCUGAGUGUCCUUACACUGCCCUGGGGAACAGUCAUUGCCCACAUACUGAUACAGCAGCUGUUAUAUGUACUGGGAGAAAUGAAACACUGAGGCUGAUGGGAGGAGAGAACCACUGUGAAGGGAGACUGGAAGUUCUACACAAUGACACCUGGCACAGAGUUUAUGGCAGUGAGUGGGGCAUUAAGGAGGCUCAGGUUGUAUGUAGAGAGUUACACUGUGGAGAAGCUGUAAGUGCUUUCACCUCUGAGGCACAACUACCUGACAGCAGCCAUGUUAUAUGGGAGGGAAUCAAGUGCAAUGGAAAUGAGAGUCAGUUAAAUGAUUGUGCUGGGACACUGGAAUCUUCUGCAGGACAAGACUGUGACCACAAGAAAGAAGUUCAAGUUGUCUGCUCAGAUAGCAGGAGGGUACGGCUGGUUGAUGGUCGAGGUCGAUGUGCUGGCAGAGUGGAGGUCUAUCAUCAUGGAGAAUGGGGAACAGUUUGUGAUGAUUUAUGGGAUGCAGAAGAUGCUAAUGUGGUUUGCAGACAGUUGAGGUGUGGACAUGCCAUCAGUACAACCAACACAUUUCAUGAAAGAGGAACUGGAAAAAUUUGGAUGGAUGACCUGAAGUGUUUAGGAAAUGAAACUUCUCUGUUGGAUUGUCCUUCCAGCCCUUGGGGUCAGCACAACUGUGGACAUAAGGAGGAUGCAGGUGUUAUAUGUUCAGAAUUCACUGAUCUCCGUUUGGUUGGAGGAACCCAUGAAUGUGAAGGACGGGUUGAAGUCUAUUACAAUGGAAGCUGGUCAUCUGUCUGUAACAAUGGAAUGAAGGAAAUUACUAUUUCUGUUAUCUGCAACCAGCUAAACUGUGGAGUGAGUGAAACAUUUGCUUCUCUCUUUGAAUAUGGUGAAGCAGAAGGUCCCUUCCUAUUGGACAACAUCGAGUGCCGGAAAUAUGAUGCAACUCUGUGGCAGUGUCCUUCAAAUCCUUGGACCAGAAACACAUGCAAUAAAGCAGAGGUGGCAAACAUCAAGUGGAAAUUCCCUUUGAGGAGCCAACUUAAGGAUGUGCAGAAGCCAAAGACUCCUUCUUUGGCCUAUCAACAUCUAAUGGCAGAACAGACUUCAGAGCCAGAUCAGAAUCCAGCAUUUUCCCCUACAACGACUAUGCUGAGUGAACCCUGGAGCUACCGUCAGGUUGAAGGUGCUGAUUCAGACAGGGUACGUCUCGUUGGAGGGCAGGACAAUUGCUCUGGCAGAGUAGAAGUGUUUUUCCAGGGAUCCUGGGGAACGGUGUGUGAUGACUCCUGGGACAUGAAGGAUGCAGAAGUGGUGUGUAAGCAGUUGGACUGUGGCUCAGCUAUCAAUGUCACUGGUGAGGACAUGGUUGGAAAUGGGACUGGGCCCAUCUGGUUAGAUGAGGUGACCUGCAAAGGCCAUGAACAGGCGCUGCAAGAUUGUCCCUCUGUGCGCUGGAAUAGAAGUGACUGUCACCACAAAGAGGACGCUGGGGUCUCAUGCACUGGAAAAAAAGAAAGUGUGCCUACAACUGCACUGCCUUUUACUACAGGGCAGUCUACCUCAGCAACCUCUCGCACCAGUAUUAAGUAUGUUUCUAGCAACAUCCCCAUCAUCGCCUGCAUUGUUUUGGCAAUACUUUUGGGUAUGGCAAUAAUGGUUGUUUGGGCUCUAGUGAGAAAUCUGUACUGGUACAAAAAGGUUCUUGAGGACCGACCCGAUUCUUUACUGUCUCCUGCCUUCCCUAUUUAUGAGGAGAUUAAUUUUGAUAUGGAUGGAUUUGAGAAGGUUCUCUCUGAAGCAUCAGUAAAUCUGCCCCUAUGUUACUUACAUGUUAUCUACUUUGCAGACUCUAUUGUGGACACCACAGAUCAGAAGUUGGAAUAUUACACAAGUGCCACUGAAGACAAUAACAAUGUGAUAUCAGAUACAGAAGCAUCAACUGACAAACAGUUAAAUGACUAUGAUGACAUAGAAGAGAAUGAGGAGAACAAAGGGGCAUUGGUUCCUGGAAGCCAAGAAUAUGGAUAUGAUGAUGCAGGAUCAUUGAAUGAACGGCUUACAGCAGAAGACUAUGAUGAUAAUGCAGAUCCAGAAAUGGAUGACAUUCCAUUCAUGUCUGAUGAUGGAAACCUUCCACAGAACCUGCAGUCAGACUAUGGAUAUGAUGAUGCAGAAAUCCAGUCUCCAGUCGCAGAGAAUACAGCAAAUGGACUGCACCAUCCUCCUUCAAUAUCUGUCAACUGUGAUUAUGAUGACACAGACUUGGGUGACUAGAAGCCAAUCAUCAAGAAGCCAACAACUGUAUCAUCAAUAGUUCUGGUUAUUCCAAGUAGAAUGUUCUACUUACUAUAAUUUCUUACUAUAAUUUCUCUAUCAAAUCUCAUUUAUUUUUUAGAUUACAUAAGUGCCUGGUACAAUUAAAGUGGGAUUUACCACAUUUUUUAUUAUAUAAUGAAAGAAUAUUUAAUUCUAAGCAACUUUUGAAUAUACUAAUCAUUGAUUAAAAUGCUUCUAUAGUUUUAGGGGGUUAUUUACUAAAAUCCGAAUUUAUCUUCCAAUAAAAAAAAGCUU